AUGGCCAACAAGAGCAACUUCAUGAGUAUAGUACCAUCUUGCUAUUUUACACAACGAUGCACCGUUGGCUUCCUGAGACAUAGGCGACUAUGUCUUGGAGCUCUUUUCUUGACAGCAGGUCUCAUGAUGUUGAUUCAUAUCGAAUCUAUUGUCCAUAUCACCUCGCCUACGUCGGUGGGCCAAAGGGAAGCGUUCUUUGAAGGUCUUGCGUCAUGUCGCAAAGUAAAGCAUCGAACUCAUGGGCAUCAAUCUCCCUCCACAGAUCGGAAAAACUCACGAUGGAACCCGAUUUCUGGCCAACAGACACCAGUUGUCCUCAGGAAUGCAACACUUUUCGACGGUCUGUCCACUCGCAAGGAGGCAGUUGACAUUACUUUUGCAGCUGGCGUGAUCCAGUCUAUAUCAGUUGCAAGAUUCGAUGAUCCGAAUCCUCAGGGUGCUCAAAUUAUCAAUGUUCAUGGAAAAUUGGUCACACCUGGUUUGGUGGACAUGCAUUCCCACCACCUAUUGCUCCCAUUCCCUCAACUCCCAGCCACGAACGAUGUAAACGAGCGUCCAGUACUGGGUCCGAUUACUCCAUUUGUGCGCGCAUUGGAUGGGUUCAAGCCAUAUGACCCGGCGAUCGAAAUUAUUGCAUCUGGUGGUGUAACCUCGUCCUUAAUUCUACCUGGAUCAGCAAACAUUGUUGGCGGCGAAGCAUAUAUGGUAAAGAAUUUACCAAAGCCUGGACCAAAUGGUGAGCUGGUGGUCGAUGAGCUGCUUCUAGAUUAUGGCCUUCCAGAGAAGAGCAGAAAGAGAUACCUCAAGAUGGCUUGUGGAGAAAAUCCAAAGGGAAACUACCAAAACACCAGGCUUGGUCUGGUGUGGCUAUUGCGCAAACAUCUUGAAGAAGCGCGAGAGUUACAGGUGCGCCAAUCUAGUUGGUGCAGAACAGCACUCGAAAUUGAAAAGAGCAUAUUUUCAAAUUCUCGUCGAAUCUCCGAGUUUCUCAAGGACGAAGGCAGACUACCAGAGGUAUUCGAGCUUGAAACUUCGCUCGCACUUUUGAGAGGAGAACUCAAUGUCAACGUGCAUUGCUAUGAGCCCGAAGACCUGGAACGCAUGGUUUCCGUUCUUCACGAAUUUGGUAUCCAUCCUAGCGCAUUUCACCAUGCGUUGGAGGCAUGGCAAGUACCGGAGAUGUUGAAGUCGUUGGAAGAAAAUAUCACCAUUGCGACCUUUGCGGAUAACGGUCUGUUUAAGGCGGAGGCAUACGGUGCCAACCUACGAGGGCCAAAGAUUCUCGCCGAGCAUGGCCUUAAAGUUGCACUAAAAUCGGACCAUACUGGCGAGGAAAACUUCGCAAAAUACCUUGCUUACCAAGCGGCAGUCUCAUAUUCAUUUGGUCUUCCCGAGGACAAAUCACUUCAGGCUGUGACAUCAGUACCUGCCGGUUCCGUACAACAAGAUCAUAGAAUUGGAUAUGUUCGCCCUGGAUACGAUGCAGACCUAGUUAUCUGGAACGAUCAUCCGCUCAAAGUGGGGGCAACUCCGUAUCAAGUAUUCAUUGACGGCCGAGCUGUUCUGAACACUGGUACUGACUCUACCAACUCAAUCCCCAAUGGAUCUGAGUAUGUUGGAAGCCAACUAGCGCCAAAAAUGCGACCAUCUAUUGCCCAGAGCCAGAAAGAAGACAUCUGUACUGCAGUCCAACGUCCAAGUUCAAGGGUGCUUUUCACUGGGAUCCAAAAGGUUUGGAUCAAUACAGCCAAGAAGCUUCCGCAAUCCACAACGGAGCUUGUUGCACUGGUUGAGGACGGUGAACUCAAGUGCCUUGAUGAGAAAUCUGCAUGCACCUCUUUUGAAUCAAGCCAAAACGAUCUCACACACAUUGCAUUGAAGAACGGGCACAUCACCCCUGGCCUUGUGGCUUUUGGAAACGGGCUUGGAAUUCAGUCCAUUCCAUCUGAAAGCUCAACCGGUGAUGGGUUGCCUGGCAAGAAUGGGGAUUCGCUCAAUGAGCAGGCGGCGCUUCACUUCGCUAAAUAUGGUGUGCAUCUUCACGACAGGGCAUUAGCGAGAGCUAGACUCGGAGGUGUUACGAAAAGCAUUACUGCACCGCAAAUUGGCGAAGGAAUUAUCCAAGGAGUCAGUGUUGGACUGAGAACCAGCGAAAAUGCCACGAUUCUGGAUGGCGCUGUGUGGAAGGACGAUGUUGCGCUUCAUUUUGUGAUAGGACAAGUAGCCAAAGGUGGUGACACACCAACGGUAUCUUCGGGGAUCGAGAAAUUGCGUCAGAUACUCAAAUUAGGCGAGACAGAUGGCCAUAGCAUCUAUUCUCAGGCUGCGAGCGGCUCGCUCCCUGUGGUUGUGCAGGUCUUCAACAGCGUAAGUUGGUUUGAUGUCAUGAGUCCUUCCAAACAGCAUGAUUCAAAAUUGACAUUGUUGAAUCAGGAUGAUAUUGCCCAGUUGAUCUUGGUCAAGCGUGAGUUCCGUUCAGUCAACCUCAUUAUCUACGGAGGUCACGGCGCUCCUCUGGUUGCAAAGCCCCUGGCAGAAGCGGGCAUUCCAGUGAUCCUUACUGGUAAUCGAGGCGCUCCUGUGAAUUGGGAGAAGAACAAGGCUCUCACAGGACCUCCGUUGACGCAGAGUCCGGCCAAAAUCUUGUCCGAUGCCGGGGUUCUAUUGGGUUUGGCAGUGAAGAGCGAUUCAAAGGUUUGGGGCCUGGCGCAGGAGGCUUGGUGGGCCGGCAAGUAUGCAGGACUGACUGACCAGCAAGCCAUCUCUCUUGUAUCGACCAAUAUCGAGAUUAUCCUGGGCAUCCGGCCAAAAGCAAAGGUAGCGAAUAGCGCGAAGGGGCAAGUCUAUUCUGGUGAUUUUGUCAUCUGGGAAGGUGAUCCCUUGAGGGGAGAGGGCUCUGUCGUCGUUAGUGUACAAGAUGAUGGGAAGAUCGCUGAUUGCUGGCCUGAUACAGCACAUGCCGUGUUGUGA
Messenger RNA from Penicillium soppii, 2970 nucleotides. RefSeq lists its product as uncharacterized. The record is from RefSeq and is a predicted model, not a curated record. The transcript is spliced from 6 exons. Gene Ontology annotation, molecular function: hydrolase activity, acting on carbon-nitrogen (but not peptide) bonds. Bases 1 to 2970 code for a protein of 989 amino acids. NCBI's taxonomy places the organism in Eukaryota, Fungi, Ascomycota, Eurotiomycetes, Eurotiales, Aspergillaceae.